Cynoglossus semilaevis (tongue sole) is the source of this 5339-nucleotide messenger RNA. RefSeq names its product tensin-3-like. The record is from RefSeq and is a predicted model, not a curated record. Gene Ontology annotation, cellular component: focal adhesion. NCBI's taxonomy places the organism in Eukaryota, Metazoa, Chordata, Actinopteri, Pleuronectiformes, Cynoglossidae. The transcript has 23 exons. Bases 1454 to 4651 code for a protein of 1065 amino acids. Gene Ontology annotation, molecular function: protein binding.
UGUGCAGAACAAUGGAGAACUGGCUGCAAACAAACCCGAAACACAUCCUGGUCCUGCACUGCAGGGGAAAUAAAGGCCGUCUUGGAGUCCUGGUGGCCUCGUACAUUCACUUCAGCAACCUGACAGCGAGGUAACACUGAUUUUCAGUGGUCCAUUUCAGAGCAAGGGGGCGGUAAUUUGUUUUGCAGAAACCGAUAAUCAAUAAUCAACAAGGUAUUUGCAACAAAAUUAGAUUCAAACUGAGAUUUCCUUCUUAAAGAUGAAUCAUCGUCAAAGAUGACUACAUCUGUGGCCCAGUAGUUGUACAAGUGUGUGUACGUGUGAGAGUUGCUGAUUCAAAUCAUAGGAAGGGCAGGGUCGGUUAAAAAAACAGUGUUUUACUGUAAACCUUCACUGCUUUUCUUUUAAAUAGAAUGGUACCUUAAAACGUUGACAUCAAGAUUUAAAACAGAGGAAGUGAAACUAGUGAGUGAAAGGAAAGCUGUGGAUUUAGUAUGUAGAGAAACUGUAGAAUGUCUCCUGUAGAAUAAUUCUGUAAAUAUCCCCAGGAUAUUUACAGACUUUGCGCAACAAUCAACUUCUCAGCCCCGGAAGGAAAAAUAUAUUUUCGCUCAGACAGAAAUGUAGCCUUAAAGACUCACAUAACAGUAAAGAGUGUUCGCAGAUUAAAGAGAACCUCAGAACAAUAGACAUUGAAAGGUGAACAAAGAGUGAGUCUCUGUACAUUAUCUGAAAUAACAGACUUUGAACUCGACUUUUUAUGGUCUUUUAUCUACCAAUAAAUGUUGUUCUACAGGCAUCGUUUAAAUUCAUCUCUAAUGAGUGAUGAUGAAGUCAGGGGUCAGUAGGUCAUAGGUCACUGGCUGCUAAGACAUGCAGCACAGACAGUGGCUGUGUCUGAUUCAUUCAAUUCACGCUUAGUACUGCGGUUCAGUGGUCGUUUUUUGGUGGUUCUCAAACUGUGGUAUGUGUACCACUGGUGGUACAUGGACUAUCGUUAGUGGAGAGUAUUUUAAGCUGCAUUGGUAAUACAGUGAAGAUACACAAAAAAAGGAAUAAUAAUAAAAAUAAUAAAAAAAACGGAAUUAACAAAACCUGAAAACCCCAAAGAAGAAGUGUGAAUCUGGGGAACUGUUUUUGUCUUUCUUCGUCUCAGCUGAACAGUGUAGCCCUGCGCUGUGUCUUAAUACUGGUGCUACUUGGAGAGACAAAUACUUUCAGAGAUGAUUUAGAGUUUGAGUACUUCUGAUUGAGAAUAUUGUCUGAGUCACAGUGGUCUCCCUCAGUGCAGACCUUUCUCUGGACCACUUUGCCAUGAGAAAAUUCUACAACGACAAGCUCUCAGCUCUGAUGACUCCAUCACAGAAACGGUACGUGUGGAUGGUGGGGAGCACGCUGAAGGGAGGACUGAAGAUGAAUCCAUCUCCGUCUUUUCUUCUCUGUGUUGUUCUUCAUGGUCUUCCCAAAACAACAUCAGAAGGAGUCUUCUGUCAUAUUUCCAGGAUGUUGUCUUUUCCUGAGGGUCUACCAGAGCCUACAGGCUGUGUGCACAUCAGCAGUUUACCAUGUGACUGCAGGACAGACUGAUCGACUCUACUUUGUGCUCCAGCCGGCUCAGCUGCUCAAAGGUGACAUCAUGGUGGUUUGUUAUGAUAAGAACAGCAGGCCAGCAUCUCGUCAGGUCGUCUUCCGUCUCCAGUUUCAUACAGGCCUGGUGCAGGGACACAGUCUGACGUUUCUGAAGACAGACUUGGACAGAGCCAGUGAAGACCUCCAGUUCCCAGAAGAUGGAAAAGUGGAGCUGUUUUUUUCAGAAAGGCCUGAGAAGAUCACAGGCAGAGAGCUGUGGCACAACAGCAGCUCAGUGACGGUGGACUAUGACACACUAGACCCUCUGGUCCGACGGGACUCUUACCAACAACCUUCUUCUCCUGACGCUGCUCCACCUAUGGUCCUGGACUCUGGGAACGAGUCUGUGUACACCAGAUUGAGGAAGAAGAGCAGUGAGGAAGGGGCUUCAUUUUCCCUGACCAUCAGCAGCCCCAGCUGCAGUGACCGUACUCUGUCUGCCAGCACAGACUCAGGCCUGUCUGUAGCCUCACAGGGAAGGACCACAGCCAAACAGAGGAGGGGGUCCCCGCAGGACAAGCACACCCGGGCGGGGAAGCCUGUUUCUGGGCUGAACUUUGAGAUUGCUCAGCCUCUUCUGGAGGUUAUGGCUGAGCUUGCUGCAUGUGGUGGAGUGGAGGCGAAGGUGGCCGGAGAUGAGUCCGGACUGGGGCUCACCAUCAACGGAGAGACUUCAUCCAGCGAGAGGGAGACCGACAUACUGGACGACGAGGACGGCGUAGACGGAGCAGAACCUUCUGGGUUAGAAGUCCCGAGCUUGAGUCACAGAGCCAGAGUCCAGCCUGAGUACUCCACACACUCCUGGGUGAAGCAGCAGCAGGUGGUGGUGGUCAGUGAUGGUUACCAGGUGGAUGGAAAAGAGAAGGUGAGCACGAGGAGACUGGACCAGCCUCCACCUCUGGUGGCCCCCAACACUCCACUUCGAGGAGUCAGCAGCAGGGAAGCCGUCCACAGAGGACAGGCAGUGCACGAGGACACUGUCCACAAUGUCACUGAGUCACAGGACAGUCUGUCCCCUCAUACGAAACCCUGUUCAUCGCAGCAGGAGGACGAUCUGUCCUCUCUGAACACAGACAUCGACGAGUCCAUAGAACAGCUGAACCAGCUGAUCCUGGAUCUAGACCCGACCUUCGUUCCAGUUCCUACUCGCUGUGCUCCACUGUCACGUUCUGCUUCUCUACACACCAACGGGCUCAGCCACAAAGGAAACUCACAUCUGUCAGGGUGGAAGCAGCAGAAACAGAUCAGUGACAUCACAGACUACACUGCCGCACUUCACAGUCCAUCGUGGAGAUCAGGACGGGCCCAGACCUUCAGGGGCUCCCCGGUCUACAGCCCCUCUUACUCGCCUUCUCUGCAAGGACAUCUAUACAAAGCCAACAGCAUGGAUGGACAGGGACUCGUUGACGGCCAGGACUUCGUCCCCCAAACCCCAGCAUUCCCGGUAUCUCCACCGACACCUUACGUCAAACAUUUCUCUGAGGUUUCUCAGCUGAGGACCAGUGAACAGUGGGACCAGCACAGCUGGACACCAGAUGCCCGGAGUUUCCUGGAGACCAUGAACCACAGCGGUGGCGGCGGCUCCACAGAGGGAGACCGGUUCAGACCAGACCUGUCGCUCAAUCCUGCUUCCUGUCAGAGGGUCUUUGGUUCCAUGCGCUCUGUGUCAUCAGGAAGUCCCCUCCCCAGCACAGACAGUACCACUCCUCCACCAGUAUGGCAUGACCGCACUCCUAACUCCCUCAACUCUCCCUACCGUGCCCAUCCGUCACCUCCUCUCUCCCUCAGCUCCCCGAACGCCCACAGUUCUCCCCGAGGAGCUCUGAAGAACGCCGGUGCAGGUGAACGCAGGACCACAGACAGCACGGACUUGUCCUCACUGUUAGGGAACAAUGGGCUGGACCACAGCCUGCUGGAGGCCAUGGAGGGCCUGGGGGAGCUGAACCUCGGAGGAGAAGGAGGCCUCGCUCCACUGCUGCCGGAGAAGAGGAGGUGGGGUGAGGUGGGAGAGGUUGGCUCCCGUUCUCCUUCUCUCAGUGGGUUUUCCAGUCCUCACAGCGGGAGCAGUGUGAGCAUCCCGUUCUCCUCGUCCAUGUCCUCCGAUCCUCUGAGGGGUCUUGGUGGGGCAUCGUCCCCCGGAGCAGAAUCGGUGAACAAGCAGGACACUGUGAAGUUUGUUCAGGACACGUCCAAGUUCUGGUACAAGCCGGACAUCUCCAGAGACCAGGCCAUCACCGUGCUUAAAGAUAAGGAGCCCGGCUCUUUCGUUGUCAGGGACAGUCACUCAUUCCGAGGAGCGUACGGAUUGGCCAUGAAGGUGGCCACGCCCCCUCCUUCUGUGGUUCACCAGAGUAAGAAAGCUGGAGAUUUGUCCAAUGAGCUGGUGAGACACUUCCUGAUUGAGUGCACCCCCAAAGGAGUUCGUCUGAAAGGCUGUCCCAACGAGCCCUACUUUGGAAGCCUCACUGCUCUGGUGUGUCAGCACUCCAUCACCCCACUGGCUCUGCCCUGUAAACUCAUCCUGCCCGACAAAGACCCACUGGUGGAGAUGAAUGACUCUUCUGCACAAACAGCUACAAACUCAGCAGCUGAACUCCUCAAACAGGGAGCAGCCUGUAACGUGUGGUACCUGGGCUCCGUGGAGUUGGAAUCACUGACGGGACACCAGGCCGUGCAGAAGGCCACCACAGUCACGCUCUCCAUGGAUCCACCUCCUGCCUCCACCGUGGUCCACUUCAAAGUGUCAGCGCAGGGCAUCACACUGACCGACAACCAGAGGAAGUUGUUCUUCAGGAGACACUACGCUGUCAACACUGUAAUAUUCUGUUCUCUGGACCCUCAGGGCAGGAAAUGGACAAGAGGCAGCGGAUCCACAGCAAAGAUUUUUGGGUUCGUAGCCAGAAAAUCUCAGAGCGAGACUGAAAACAUGUGCCAUCUGUUCGCUGAGCACGACCCGGAGCAGCCAGCCAGCGCCAUCGUCAACUUUGUCUCAAAGGUCAUGAUUGGGUCACAUAAAAAAUAGAAAAAAAAUAGCAAGAGAGAAAAGGACUCUCAACGUCAAAAACUGAAUCUUCAUCUCACGGACGGAAGUGACGGAGUUUUAAUCUAAUUAACAAAGACACGGUUUUGUCGAGAACCAAAGACGACGACGCUGCACAUUUCUUCACUGUGCCCCGUUGGCCUACUCCGAGGUCUUCAUCUGAGGUUCAAUUAUGUAACAUUGACACUAGAGGGAGCCAAAACAUUUCUGCAAAAGUCUCACAUUUCCAUUUGAUGAAAUAUACUGUAUAUACAUAUAUGAAACCUGUAUAGACACAAACGAUCCGCUAUAAAGACUAGAAUUUGACAUAUUUCAAUUAAAUAAAAUAUUUUUUUCAAUGACACCUGGAGAAUACGAAAACUGCAUAUGGUAUUAAUAUCACGCUAGAAUAUCUGUGUAGAACUGUGUAUAUCAGGUUCCUGUUCGUCAUUUUUGUGCAAACCACAGAUGUAUUGUACCCUUUCAUGUCACGUGACCAAGCCAGAGAUGUGGGUCACAUGGACUCGUGAUGGAUUUAUUGUGUUAUGUCUGUAUAUUUCUCAUAGUAUUUAUCCCUUUUUACCCACGUGUAAAAGGCUGUGUCGUCACUAAUGAUAUACUGUAUAUGACAUAUAUUUUUGUAUAUUAACACAAAGUGUAUGUUUGGAUUAAAGGCAGAAAUAAUUAUGUA